ACUUGUAAAGUGUGUCAAGACUCUGAUAAAACCGAGUAUAAAGUUAAGUGUACAAUUCCGACGAACAGGAUACAAGUAGAACAAGGAAACAGAAAGUGGAACCAUUUGCUACUAAUUCUAACAGGAGAAUGUUUCACGGGCAUCACCACGCACGCGAGGCGAACAGAGCACACAGGGAUGAGAUGCGGCACGAGGCUAGAGAGGCCAAUCUACGACAUAAGGCGGCCAGAGCCAUGAUGCAUGGGAACGUCUUCAGAGCCAUGAAUUUACAGGCGAAGGCAGAAAAUCAACAUCAGAGAGCGGAGAUGGCACAUAACAGAGAAAUGUUUGCAAGAGAGGCUAUGUAUCACCAUCACCACCACCACUGCCCCCCUCCCCCGCCGUGUGGGGGGCCGGUGCCACCGGUGGGCUCUGCGUACCCGGCGUACCCCCAGCCCUACCCUACUUCAUACCCAGUAGGUGUCGUUGCUCCGCCACCGUCAGGUCCUCCUCCUCCUUACAGUGCUCCAGCCUACCCUCAGCCAGGAAGUCCUUACCCACCCCCUCCAUCUAAUCCAUAUGGAUAUCCACCACAUUAAUAACUUGUAUAUAUAGACUCAAACAACAAGUUUCUACGCAGCAAGAAAACUGUGAAAUGUACCUUGUAUGGACUUCAAGAAUAUAACAUUUAUCUGUGAUGGACUCCUUAGCACUUCCUAGGAUCCAAAGUGAUCUACAGAACAUUGUCAAGUAAUGAAAUACGAGAGGGCUAGCCCUCGUUUUCCAGUGGCUGUCCUUUGUAUUUUAUUAUAAAAAUAUUUAAAUUAUUAAAAAAUAUAUCUAACGUUGUAACUUGAAAUGAGGAUAUAAAGUACAGAGGCUAACAAAAAUCUAGAUUGACAUUUACGCGUACCUUAGCCAGUAAAUUACUGGUAUCUUGGUGAAAUACUAGUAUAUAGUUUAGCCUUCUGUGGCACUAAAUAAAACAUGUUUAAUACAUAUCAUGAUGUUAUGAAAAUGUGAGUUUCACUACACGUAGAAGUAAAAUGAAAAAUGAAGGGAGAACUGAUUAAAUAAAAGA
Lingula anatina is the source of this 1060-nucleotide messenger RNA. RefSeq lists its product as uncharacterized. The record is from RefSeq and is a predicted model, not a curated record. Lineage: Eukaryota; Metazoa; Brachiopoda; Lingulata; Lingulida; Lingulidae.